CGCUACUGUCCAUAGCCUACAGCCCUAAUAGCCAAGUUUCCCAUAAUUCCGCAUCCCUGUCCCGAAUUCCCGGGGCCGGUCCAGACACCCCAUAAACAUUUGACAAUCCUUACUAAACAAACCACCGUUUUUGGUGGCUGAUAUGGCAGGUGAUAGUUCGUUACUGUAUACUAGUAGACCACUACUACAUAACUAGGUUGACAACUCAUCUGCAAACUCCAAUCCCACCGUUUCAAAUUCCCUGCCUCGAUGGCAAAUCGUGAUCUCGGGGAUAGACAACGAAUAGAAUCAACCCAACCGUGUAGGCUGUGUCGGGCGAGAAACGUCUAUCCGAAUCAGACUACACAUACAUCUACAUUUCCUCGAUAUCAAAACCACAAACCCCCGAUCAAGCAUCAAAGAGACAAAUAUGGCAGACACUGAAACCCUCCUCGCCAUCCUACGCACCCGCCGCGUCAACACCCUCACCGAACUCCGGCGUAUCGAACGUAUCCUCGUUCCCGUGAACCAAAACACCAUCAGCAGCGAGGUAAUCGAGCCGUUGACGAACGCAUGGCUGCACUACGUGCAUAGCAACAACCUACUCAGCGAGCUACGCAACCUGACCCGCUCGUACCCAUUCAGCUCCGAGCUACUAGAUGAAGCUAAGAUGAUGGUUACCGCGGAUCCUGAGAGUGGACGGAGUUGGAGUUUUGCGUGGUUGGGGUUGAAAAAGAUUGAAAGCAAAGGUCUUGUCGAAAAAUAUGCAGGUGCCCUGGCUAGAAAUCCAGAUAUGUGGGGAGGCAAGUUGCCGUCAGACGACAAAAUCGCAAUGUUGGAGGAGAAGUGCAAGGAGGAGUGGACGCGGGCGGUACGGCAGAUGUUGAGGCACUGGGAGACCGAUCCGGUGAUUGCGUAGUUAGAUACAUACUGUACUAUUAGCUUGUAUAGAAUUCAACAACAGCAAUUUGAUGUA
Molecule: messenger RNA, 955 nt
Organism: Talaromyces proteolyticus
Lineage: Eukaryota; Fungi; Ascomycota; Eurotiomycetes; Eurotiales; Trichocomaceae
Exons: 3
Coding region: 410-898 (162 amino acids)
Source: RefSeq, a predicted model, not a curated record